UACCGCUGCUUGGACGCGUAGGCUAUGAUCUGUCGCGUUUCUUAACGAGUUCUGUAAGUUUCUUUGAAACCGUAUCAAGUUUCAGUCGUAAUAUUUGCGCAACGUUGUAGCAAGGGAGUAGGCUAUUUUACUUUAGAGGUUUUAUCUGUGCAACAGUUUAUCAAAGCAUCAUCUUUUUUCCCAUCCCAACCAAAAUUGGCUUGAUAGUGAGCUGAUGGACUAAACUUUUAUAUUUUUACCCAGUGUUUCGGAGAACACCAGACAUUAUCCUGCAGCAGGACUAUAACAGCAAGACAGCGAAAUGAUGAACAGGAACGGAAUGGUCACAAAGAUUCGCACGCGGAUAAGAACCGACCCCUUCAAGAACAGUUAUGACCUGGUCGGGAAAGAGCUUGGAAGGGGCAAGUUUGCCGUUGUAAAGAAGUGUGUUGAGAAGACAACCGGGAAGGAACACGCCGCAAAGUUCCUGAAGAAAAGGCGAAAGGGCCUGGAUUGCCGUGGCGACAUUCUGAAUGAGAUUGCAGUGCUGGAAUCGGCAGAGGCAAAUCCCUAUGUGGUGGCACUGCAUGAAGUCUACGAAACCACAGCAGAAAUCAUCCUCGUCUUAGAGUGUGCUGCUGGAGGGGAAAUUUUUAAUCAGUGUGUCGCUGACAACGAUGAGGCCUUCACAGAGAAAGACGUAAUCCGAUUGGCCAGGCAGAUUCUAAAGGGCGUGUCCUGUCUUCAUCAGAAUAAUGUGGUGCAUCUGGACCUUAAGCCUCAGAAUAUUCUGUUGACCAGUGCUCAGCCAUUGGGUGACAUACGUAUUGUUGAUUUUGGCUUGUCUCGGCGGAUGGACAGCACGUCAGAGGUACGGGAGAUCCUGGGCACUCCUGAGUAUGUGGCUCCUGAAAUUCUGAACUAUGAGCCCAUCAGCACAGCUACUGACAUGUGGAGUAUUGGAGUGCUGACAUAUGUGAUGCUGACAGGGGAGUCACCUUUUCUUGGGGACAACAAACAGGUGACCUUCCUGAACAUCUCCCAGGUCAACUUGGACUAUUCAGAGGAAGUCUUUCAGGGCAUCUCUGACCUUGCAGUGGACUUCAUCCAAUCGCUGCUCAUCAAAAACCCCAAAAAACGAGCGACUGCAGAACAGUGUUUAUGUCAUCCCUGGUUAAACAGCCGCUCUCAUCACCAUUCUGUUGACACUCCUCUUGAUGAACAAGAAGCCAGCCAGUCAGAAUCCGAGCCUGAAAGUCCAGUACUUUCCCCAGAGCUUGUUGUCAUGCCUUCAUAUCCCAUCUACCUGGGUCAGGGGGAGCUGAAGACAGGUCGGGACACAUUCGGUUUCUCAGAACCCUUCCAAUCCCGUCCUGAGAUACAACAAGAGCUCAUCUGUUAAGUUACAGAUGUGAUUGCUCAAUCAAUGGAGAGCUGCUUGAGUUCUGCAGCCAAUGAAUUUUGUCAGUGUUACUGACCAAAAGACUCAACCUGCCAUUCUGGUUUGGCCUAGUUUGGACUGGACAGCGACAGUCUGCUCAGGUGUUUGUGGCACCAUUGUGCAUGUAAAGUCUUUGUGUAUUGUUGUGUAGGGUACAUGGCUGUCUGUGUUUGGGCACUGUCAACGUGAAUACCAGUUCAGUCUUCCUUUUGACCACAGACAUAUGAGAGAGAGAGAGAGAGAGUGUGUGUGUGUGUGUGUGUGUGUGUGUGUGUGUGUGUGUGUGUGUGUGUGUGUGUGUGUGUGUGUGUGUGUGUGUGUGUGUGUGUGUGUGUGUGUGUGUGUGUGUGUGUGUGUGUGUGUGUGUGUGUG
Molecule: messenger RNA, 1792 nt
Organism: Xyrauchen texanus (razorback sucker)
Lineage: Eukaryota; Metazoa; Chordata; Actinopteri; Cypriniformes; Catostomidae
Product: serine/threonine-protein kinase 17A-like
Exons: 7
Coding region: 302-1381 (359 amino acids)
Biological process (GO): positive regulation of apoptotic process; protein phosphorylation; intracellular signal transduction
Cellular component (GO): nucleus
Molecular function (GO): protein serine/threonine kinase activity; ATP binding
Source: RefSeq, a predicted model, not a curated record